CCCUCAGCCCAGGUCGUGUCCAUUGCACCUGCUCUGGGGGCUGCUUGCACUUGGUGCUGGGUCCUGUUGUCUGCUUCAGCCCUGCUGCUCAUGCUGCCACUCACCCAGCCUGUGCCCCACACCCUGUCUUAGUCAUGGGCAUCAGGCAUCGCGGCCCAUCACUGCAGCUAUGGCUAUCUCUUGGUGGGUCCCUGUGCUUCCCUAACUCAGUGGGGAGACAGAGGGUUCCCAGAGGAUGUGGCCCUUGUCCUGUCAACUGUGGAGCUGCAGGCUGCCCUCUUCUUCCUUGGCUGCUCUUUCCCCUCACAGCAUGGCAGGGGGUGGGGAACUUAUCAUGGCUAGGGUGGGCUCUGGCACCAGGCCCCAGCUCUGGCCUCCCCCAGUGGUGCUGCCAGUGCUGGGAGCAAGUGUCUGGGCCCAUGGGCUGGGCUGUGUGCGAGGUGGCUGCGCCACACUAGGGUAGGGGGUGGGGGCUGCCCCUGCCAGCACUGGUGGGAAGCUUCCCACAGCAGAGACCUGUGCUGCAGCUUGGAGCUUGGACCUAAAUUUGCCUGUGGGCUCGGUGCCUGGGCUGGGCCUGGUGCCACCUGCAAUUGUUCAAGGCAGGUAGUGUCCUGCCACUCGGGCUUGCGCCCAGCACGGGCUGUACCCACCACUGGAGCCCAGGCCCUGCCUCACUACCUAAAUAUAGUGCUGGAGGCUCCCUGCCAGGAUGGGGGCCGGGGGGGGGCACUAGGCUGGGCUGUGCCCCCAGCAGAAACAAGGGUCUAGCGAGCGGGUUCCAGCAAAGAUGGGGGAGGUCCCUGGUGUCUGCUUCACAGGUUUACAGAAGCUUAGGGACUGCUGUUUGCUGGGUGGCUGCAGCGGCCAGGGGGCCUUACUCAGCCCCAGCUUCUCCCAGCUGCCAUCCUCCUUGCACCCAGCUCCCUGGAGGGGCUCAGGUGUGCGGGGGCCAGGGCCUGGUGCUGGGGGAGGACCCUGUGCUAGAUUUCAGACUGGCAGUGCUGGCUCUGACCAAGUUAUGUACUGGCUCCCUGUCUCCCAAAGCCCAGGCCCAAACAGGGGGCACUUGCUGAGGCCCAGGGUGAUUGCAGGACUGUGGCCUGGUGUCUGGGCAUGUCCCCAGGUGUGGUGUCCCCAGGCAUCGCAUGCUAGCUCCUGGGAUGUGCCUAGCACGGUGUGCUGGCUGGAGCUCCCUGUUUAGAGCAAGCCCAGGCCCCAGGGAGAGAGCAGUACCCCUUGCUCCCAUGGCCAUGCUAUCCCUCACUGCCUGUGGACCUUGCUGGGCUGUGGGCUGGGGCCUGCAUCCCUGGGCCACAUCUGUGGCUGUCUGCUGGGGGCAAGAGCAGUGGUGUUCCAUGGGCACAUAGGGCUGGGGCCUUUGUCCCAGCUCUGUAGCUCUGUCCUGGUGGCAGAGGUUGCAGCGCGACCCAGGAGCAUGGGGUUGGGGCCUGGGCUAUCCCCUGAUGGCCACGACACCCCCCCAGGCCUUCCCCACAUUCCCCCUUGCCCCUGGCGGAGCCCUCAGCCUCUGCUAGUAAGGCCCUCAGCACCCUUCUUCCCUGGGCUGGGGGGCAAGUAGGGGGUCCCAUGGGCUCUCCCAGCACAGGCGCCUGCCUGCCCCAUGCCCCUCUCCCUCCGGGAGUGUGUGACUCAGUGUCACUCGACGCUACUGACAGCUGCAGCCGCAGCCAGGGAUAAAAAUGGAGCUGGAAUUUCAGGGAUGCUGCACAGCACAAAGCUCAGCUAAAAUUAGCCCCUGCUCUCACCCUUGCGGGGAUGGGCAGAGGCCAGGGACGGGCAGCGGAGCCCCAGACGCGCUGGGGGCAGCUCCGGGACGGACGGAGAGAGCAGGCAGGCCGAGCACGGGGCAAGCGAGCUGAGAGCAGGAACUGCCGGUGGAGCUAGUGGGGCAGACAGGACAGGGCAGACAGAGAGGUACUGGGGCAACCGGACGGCAGGACAGGCCGGCGGCAGUACCGGGGCAGACAGAAAGGGCAGGGCAGACAUACUGAGGUACUGGGGCGGCAGGACAGGCCGACAGCAGUAGUGGGGCAGACAGCCGAGGCCAGGCAGCCCAGUGGUGGUAGUGGGGCCGAGGUGCAGUGGGGCAGGCAACGCAACCGUGGGGAUGAACUUUGCGGUGGGCUUCAAGCCGAUGCUGGGGGACGGGCAGAGCAUGGACACGCUGGAGAAGCAGCUCAUCUGUCCCAUCUGCCUGGAGAUGUUCACCAAGCCUGUGGUGAUCCUGCCCUGCCAGCACAACCUGUGCCGCAAGUGUGCCAACGACAUCUUUCAGGCCUCAAAUCCUCUGUGGCAGUCGCGGAGCUCCAGCACGGUGUCAUCAGGCGGGCGUUUCCGGUGCCCAUCGUGCCGGCACGAGGUGGUGCUGGACCGGCACGGCGUCUACGGGCUGCAGCGGAACCUGCUGGUGGAGAACAUCAUUGACAUCUACAAGCAGGAGUCCUCCAGGCCACUGCACACGAAAGCAGAGCCGCAGCUGAUGUGCGAGGAGCACGAGGAGGAGCACAUCAACAUCUACUGCCUGAGCUGCGAGGUGCCCACCUGCUCCCUCUGCAAGGUCUUUGGUGCCCACAAAGACUGCGAGGUCGCGCCCCUGCCUGCUGUCUACAAGCGCCAGAAGAGUGAACUGAGCGAUGGUAUCGCUAUGCUGGUGGCGGGGAAUGACCGAAUCCAAGCCAUUGUCACGCAGAUGGAAGAGAUCUGCCAUGCCAUCGAGGACAACAGCCGGCGGCAGAAGCAGCAUCUGAGUCAGCGCUUUGAUGGGUUGUGCGGGGUCCUGGAGGAGCGCAAGGCUGAGCUGCUGCAGGCUGUGGGGCGGGAGCAGGACGGGAAAGUGCAGCGCGUGCGUGAGCUCAUCCGCCAGUACGGUGACCAUCUGGAGACCUCCUCCAAGCUGGUGGAGUCAGCCAUCCAGUCCAUGGAGGAGCCGCAGAUGGCCGUCUACCUGCAGCAAUCCAAGGAGUUGAUCAAGAAGAUCAUGGACAUGUCCAAGAUUUCAUUGAGCAGCCGCCCAGAGCCUGGCUAUGAGAGCAUGGACCACUUCUCCAUCAAUGUGGACCAUGUGGCUGAGAUGCUCAGGACCAUCGACUUCCAGACAGACCCAGUGGGCGAGGACGAGGCUGAGGGGCCCUUGGGCCUGGAUGGUGGUGAAGUGGCAAGUGAGGAGCAGCGACUGGAUGGAUCGGAUGGACCAGAGGGGCCAGAAGAUGCGGGACCCAGGCAGAAGCCAGCAAGCUCCCGGCAUGGCCAGCACUGAGCAUGUUGCAGCAGGACAGGGGUUGUGGAGCUGCCAACCCAUGAGCGUGAACCCAGACCUGGCAUCACCAGCCAUGGACCCUACCCUGCUCACUACUGCCCCCUCCUGCUCCUCCAUCCCUCCCCACACUUUUUUUAUAGUUCAUGAACCUUGGAGUUGGCGCGGUCGCCUGUUCAUUUAUUAAACACAUGUGUGAA
Molecule: messenger RNA, 3477 nt
Organism: Alligator mississippiensis (American alligator)
Lineage: Eukaryota; Metazoa; Chordata; Crocodylia; Alligatoridae
Gene: TRIM54
Product: tripartite motif containing 54
Exons: 10
Coding region: 2132-3280 (382 amino acids)
Molecular function (GO): zinc ion binding
Source: RefSeq, a predicted model, not a curated record